CUUAAGGUCAGGUGCCAAUGGUGAAAUGGAGUUUGUGUCGGCUUGGAUCGUGUCUGCUUGGACUCUAUCAUUUCUGUGUUUCUUUUGGGGCACGCAUGCCCAGCAGGCCUUCAGGACUGAGCCCAGGAACCUCACUGUGCGAAUGGGAGCCACAGCUGUGCUGAAGUGUGAGGUCCUCAGGGCCUCGGGGAUUGUGCAGUGGGCGAAAGACGGCUUUCUUUUGGGACCUCAGAGAAGCCUGCCAGGCUUCCCACGCUACAGCAUGAUUGGAAGGAGAGGACAGUAUAAUCUCAGGAUUGAAGAUGCACAACUUGAUGAUGAUGCCUUCUUUGAAUGCCAAGCCGGCCAAUCUGAGAGAAGUGAGGCUAUUGUCUCCAAUCCAGCCUUUCUCACAGUACAAAUUCCCCCAUCGAAGCUGUAUUUUACUACGGAUGUGACAGCACCCUGGGUGGCUGGAAAGAAGUACAUGGUUGAGUGCGUGGCCCCUGACGCAAAGCCUGGAGCUGAUAUCACUCUGUAUAAAGAUGGAGUCGAUCUGACAGGUGCGACGUCUUUUACCACAUCUGGCUCAAAGGAUAAGCUUCUGAACACGCACGCUGAAGUAACGGUCACUGCUCUGAGAUCUGACAAUGGGAGAGAGUUGACAUGCCAGGCCAACAAUGAAGCCGUUUUCCAGCCGGUGGUGACCACAGUGACCAUGAAUGUGUAUUAUCCUCCUGAGCCUCCAUAUAUUAUUGGUUUGGACAGAGACGUGGUUAAAGCAGGGAGUUUGCUCGUGUUGGAGUGCGUAUCCCAUGGUGGAAACCCCCUGGGCACUCUCCAAUGGACUAAGGAAGGCGAAGUUCUCUCAACAACCUGGGGAGAGCAAGUCGUGGGCCAGAAGUCCAGAAAUAUCCUCAGACUAAAGAUCACCCCUGCUGACAACCAGGCAGAGCUGAGCUGUGAAAGUGCCAAUAUUGUCUCCCUGUCUCCUCAGUCCAUCACCCACAAAAUAACAGUGUUCUUCGGUCCUGCAAAGCUGAUGCUGUCGGGUUCGCUGGAGGCCAUCGAAGGGCAGGAGUUGACUCUGAGCUGCCAUGCGUCCUCGAGUAAUCCCCCCAUCCACAUUCGCUGGUGGCUGGGGCACAAGGAGCUCAGCAACACCUCUGUCACAACGGAAGAGGGAGAGAACGGAGGGAUAGCAACCACCUCCAAUGUGACCCACCAGGUCUCUCGGGAGGAGAAUGGACUGGAGCUUACCUGUGAGGCCUUUAAUAACGGCACACAUCUCUCCAAAAUCCAGGCCGCUAAGCUCACUGUAUACUAUCCUCCGCAAAAAGUUUUUAUUGAUUCACCGCCUGAGGACAUCCCUCUGCGCUCGGGCACCAGAGCCCUGCUUGUUUGCCACUCGACUGGAGGGAAUCCUCCUGCGAAGCUUACCUGGUUUAAGGAUGGAAAAAAGGUUUCAGAUGCACAGUCACAGACAUCCUCUAAUAUGGUUGUAACUCGGGUGCUCAACCUGCUCCUGACGGCGAGUGACAACCAGGCUGCCUACCGCUGUGAUGCCACAAAUGAGGCAAAGAGAACAAUAUCAGCACAUGCUAAGCUACUGGUCCAGUUUACAGCUGUGAGUAUGAAGAUUACAGCCAAAGAAGAAGUGUUUUACCGAGGUCAGCAGAUGGAACUGCAGUGUCUUUCUGGGAGCAGCAACCCAAAGUCCGACAUUUCCUGGAAAGUGGGCCUAUUGAGAUUCCAGGGAGUUGCGGAGGCACCCAAGAAGGCUGAGUUUGGGGGCGUUUCUGUGCUCAGUAGGCUUCACCUGAAUCUGACUUCACAACACCACAACCAGAAGGUGAUCUGUCAGGCCUACAGUCCUGUGUUGGAAGAGGGAACUAGCACGUUUUACCAACUGAAUGUGCUAUAUCCUCCUGAAUUCAGUUCUGAGCAAGCAACAGAAGUCCAGGUGGUGGAGGAUGAUGUGGCAACCAUCCCCCUGAUGGUCUCAGCAAACCCCGAGGUGGUCUCCUGCAUUUGGCUUCGCCGCAAGCAGAUGCUAGUCAAAGGGGAAGACAUACGCCACCACUGGUCAGAUGACCACUCUCUGGAGAUUAGGAAUGUGACAAGAAAAGAUGGCGGACUUUACACUAUCAAAUGUGAAAAUGGUGAAGGUGUCAACGAAACCACUGUUAAGCUGGAUGUUUACUAUGCUCCGACUGUCAAGGCAGAGAAAGACCCUGUGUAUGUUAACCAGGGGGGAAGAGCAGACCUGAUAUGUGUGGCAGAUGCCAACCCCAUUAUACCGGAGAUGUUCUCUUGGAAAUGGCUGGGAGAGGAAGAAGUGGAGAUGGGAGAGGAGACCAACGAAAACAAAUCAAGCUUGCUGACCAUUCAUAAUGUGACUCGGGCUCAUGCUGGUUUUUACCAGUGUACGGCCAGCAAUGGCAUAGCACUCCCUGGCAGUGUGGAAAUGAAGCUGCUGGUGCAAUUCACUCCGGAACUUCGGAAAGGACCCCAGUGGAGGAAGGUUGCCAGUCGAGGGGAUGGCACUGCCACUGCUGAGUUGGUGUGUCAGGCAGAGGGCAUUCCUCCUGUAGAGUUUACUUGGGAAAAGAAAGGGAUGCUCAUAGAUCUGGCAAAUCCCAGGUAUGAGGAGAGGACAGCGAGGGAUGGCUCUUUCCACACCAGUACUCUGCGAGUGGUGAAUGUGAGCGCCACUCUGGACUAUGCCGUCUUCAGCUGCACUGCUCGCAACUCACUUGGGGAAGACAAGCUAGACAUCCAGCUCGUCAGCACAACUCACCCAGAUCCACCUUCGUCAUUUAGUCUAGUCAGUGUCACCCAUGACUCCGUCACUCUAGAGUGGAUCCCCGGCUUUAAUGGGGGUUUGCAGCAGCGAUAUCGCAUACGAUACAUCUGGGACCAGUCUGUCAGCUUCAUGUAUGUAGAUGUCGUUCCCCCUGAUACAACAACCUUCACCGUUACCGGUCUGCAGUCUCAGACCACCUACAGCUUCUCAGUUAAUGCCCUAAACUCCAUAGGAGAGAGUGGCUAUGCUGACGACGGUGCAGUACUGACCAUCACCACUGAGGUGAAGAAAGAUUUAGAAGGGGAUCAAUCGGAUGAUAACACUCAGGCUCCAAGUGGCCUGUCAACCCAUUUGACUGUGGCCUUCACAGUGGUGUUUGGAGUCCUGCUGGUGUUGAAUUCGCUGGGCUGUUUCUUUGGGCGGAAGUGGAAAAACAGGCGUGACAAAACAAAGGCAGAGAGGGACAGUGUGGUGAAUGGGCAGAAGAGUGAAGAGGAUGUGUCAAGUCAAUCAACUAGCAACUCCAAUAAGUACGAGAGCAGAGAAAAAAUCAACACCGGAGCCCAACGCACCCUCCUCGUUGACACUGGAUCUGAAACAGAGAGCAAAGUCUACGAGAGCUACACAGCGUUUCAGGAAGACUCCCAUUAUUAUUAUCCUACUGGUGACUAUAAACCCUACCAUGGUCCACAUCCUGAGGACAGACAUGGCCUUGGUGCCGUUCCUGUGAACUUUGAAAGCCAUUUGUAUGAAGACGUGGGUGACAGAAGAGUGUACCAGGACACACUGGCUUCCUCUCUUCCUGCCUACCGUCCACUUUUCUCUGAUCACAGACUGAUCCAGCAAGCAGAGGACUGGAGGCCACCAACAGACCCUCAGGGUAUCAAGAGAGACGGGCAGUUCAUGAAUAAUCAACAACCGGAGCAGGAUUAUGAUCUACCCUUCGAGUUGCGAGGAGAAUUAGUCUAGAUUGAGACAAUGCUAUCAAUUAAAUAAUUUGACUCGAUAGUAGGAACUGAGUAAAUUGCUGUAAAGAAGUAUAUACUCCUGUCUUUUUUUUUCUAGAACUUGAUUUAAAUUAUAUUGAAUUAAGAGCAAAAAUAAAUGUAAGUUUUUCAACUUUAAAGUUUUGUUUUUACUUUUUAACCAUUAAAAUAAUAAGUUGAUCUAAUUCACUGUCAUAAAUUGCAAACUGUUGCUGAAUAGAAGGCAAGAAGAAAGCUACAGUAGAGGAAAGAUUUGAAAGCUUCGGUCCCCUUAUUGCAGUCAGGAAUAUCAACGUAAUAAAUAUUGUUUUUCUUUCAAUAAAUAUCCUUAUAUUACACUAUAAGGUUAGUUUUGACUUCUGCUCCUCAUUUUAUGCCCCCUUCCACUUUCUGCCUCUUUUUUAGAGCCGAGUCAUCGUCAUUACCCACACUCCCCCCACUGCCUCCUACGGGCCUGCAGGUAGACAUGAAUCAGUCGGUUAGAGAUAGAAAUGAACUGAUAUGUGUGCGGUUGGCACUGGAGCAGAAGCAACAGAGGCUCACGGUGCCACCCAAGCAGACAUCAUCCUUUUGACCCAUCUGACAUUAACAUUUUCCAGUGUGUAUCCAGAUGAGAACCUGAUGACAGGGCCCUCUCCCUCCCCCCACCGACUACAAAGACUUUUCAGAUCUGACAGCUGGUCUUACGGAGUCCCUACAAUGGGAUCAUACUGAGCGGUAUUUAGCACAGCUUCAUCUUAAGACGAGAGAAGCCAUAUCUGUGACCAGACUUUAUAAUCCUGUUUUCUCUCGGACUGGAAUUCAGCUUAAAGCAUUGGUGAAGGGGAGAGACCAUGCUGGGAAUUUGCAGUCAGAGAGAAAGAGAGAGACUGAGAAGAGAAAAGGGUUAAGCUAAGCUUCAUAUGUGGCUACUGCAACAAAAAAUAUUCUCUGCUUUAUAGAAAACCAGUACUUUUGGUACCUCUUUGUCAAAUAUCAAAUGGUAUUUACACAAAGAAAAAGAAAAAGAAAUUAUUGUGAUAAUCUUCUCAUAUGAAAUAUAAACAGUGUAAAAAUUCAAGUCAGAAAUCAGUUUGUGAGUCUGGACUUGUUCAAAUAAUUUUAGUAUAAAAUUGUAUUUUACACCAAGUUCCUUUUGAAGACCUGCAGAAUCACACACAUUAAGAAAAUAUGUGCAUAUUUGAAUAAAAACCCUUUUGGCAUAUUCGUUCAAACUACUAUCGUACCCUGGUGAUGGUUUACCUUGCUCUAUCCAAUACUGCUCAGAC
Molecule: messenger RNA, 5039 nt
Organism: Xiphophorus couchianus (Monterrey platyfish)
Lineage: Eukaryota; Metazoa; Chordata; Actinopteri; Cyprinodontiformes; Poeciliidae
Gene: nphs1
Product: NPHS1 adhesion molecule, nephrin
Exons: 29
Coding region: 26-3754 (1242 amino acids)
Biological process (GO): cell-cell adhesion
Cellular component (GO): cell-cell junction; plasma membrane
Molecular function (GO): cell adhesion molecule binding
Source: RefSeq, a predicted model, not a curated record